Messenger RNA from Musa acuminata AAA Group (dessert banana), 1129 nucleotides. RefSeq names its product ethylene-responsive transcription factor RAP2-1. The coding region runs from base 50 to 586 and encodes 178 amino acids. The transcript has a single exon. Lineage: Eukaryota; Viridiplantae; Streptophyta; Magnoliopsida; Zingiberales; Musaceae. Gene Ontology annotation, biological process: regulation of DNA-templated transcription. The record is from RefSeq and is a predicted model, not a curated record. Gene Ontology annotation, molecular function: DNA binding; DNA-binding transcription factor activity.
UUAUUGAGAGAGAGAGAGAGAGAGAGAGAGAGAGAGAGAGGGUGAAGGGAUGGAGGGGCAGUGCUGCUCCACCUCCACCAGCGAGGAACCAAGGAAGCCACCGCCGGCAGCGUCCAGGCGGAGGGUGGUGGCGGCGGGAAGCGUUGGCGGCGGCAGGGACAGACCUUUCAGAGGAGUCAGGAUGAGGAAGUGGGGCAAGUGGGUGGCGGAGAUACGGGAGCCUAACAAGCGGUCGCGGAUUUGGCUGGGAUCCUACUCCACCGCGAUAGCUGCCGCCCGGGCAUACGACACCGCCGUCUUCUACCUCCGGGGUCGCUCCGCCAGGCUCAACUUCCCGGACGAGAUCCUCGCUGAAGAUCCAGAGGCGGAGGGCUUCGGCAGCGGCGGCGUUAUGUCGGCCGACUCGAUCCGGAAGAAGGCCACCGAGGUGGGCGCGCGGGUGGACGCUCUCCAGGCGACACUGGUACCACCACAGCCGCCACCAUCACCGCCGCUGCCGCAGCAACACCACCUUCAGAUUCAGUGGCGAUCCAAGAAUCCUGAUUUGAAUCAGCAACCGAGCCCGGAGAGUUCCGAUGUCGAUUGAAGUGCUACAAACGCUAUCAGCACAUGUUCCAUAGCCGGUGAACAAGGAUAGAAAAGGACUAUAACUUCAUUUUCUUGUGCCCUUUUUUCUUGUGUUGAUGUCUUUUAUCUCUCUAAGUUUGCUUCUUCUUUGAGACUUUUGGUUACGAAGUGGAGUAAGGAAGAAAGAUAACGGUGGCUGGCCAAAUUCCAAGUCGUAAGAAGGUGAAGACAGAUAAGAGAGAAAAGAAGAAGAUGACGAUGAUGAUGGAAUCCCUAAGUGGCGGGUCCCUUGUGCUGUGUCCACCAUCAUGCUGUUACCUCAGGAACAAGUCUCUUCUAAGCAUGCAUGGACUCCUUAAGAACUACUUAGAUAUUCGUACUAGACUGUAACGCCAUGAACAUGGCUUUUUCUGUGCAUGUGUGGGUGCCAAAGCUACUUUAAUCUUCGUGCCGCUAUGUUCUCCGGUAACAUGAGAUGGACGAGUGGUUCGAAAUGGACCUGACCGUUGUUUGAUUCGAACUGAAAUCAGAUUAGAAUUGUAAUCGGAAUUGAAUUGACUUA